This is a messenger RNA of Leptinotarsa decemlineata (Colorado potato beetle), 4542 nucleotides long. It is a transcript of the gene Cip4, whose product is annotated as formin-binding protein 1-like Cip4. Gene Ontology annotation, biological process: signal transduction. NCBI's taxonomy places the organism in Eukaryota, Metazoa, Arthropoda, Insecta, Coleoptera, Chrysomelidae. The record is from RefSeq and is a predicted model, not a curated record. Gene Ontology annotation, molecular function: protein binding.
UGACUUCAUCUGAAGUACACGGAAUUAAGGAGCAGUAGUGAGACAGCCAUGUUGGGUAGUGUUAUUAGAAGAAGUGUGUUUAGUUCGUAAAGAAUAUAUUUUCUUCAGCAAAUCGUGUUGUGUAGUGUUUUUUGUUGAGUGGAUUCUUUAAUUUGGAUUAAUGACCGCUAUAAACGAAACCAUGAACUGGGGCACUGAGCUUUGGGACCAGUAUGACAAUUUAUCACUUCAUACCUUGAAAGGAAUAGAUUUUCUCGAGAAGUAUGGACAGUUUGUAAGGGACCGAGCUUCGAUUGAAUGCGACUAUGCUGCGAAAUUAAGGAGACUGGUCAAAUGUUAUCAACCUAAGAAAAAGGACGAAGAUGAUUAUCAGUACACUUCAUGUAGGGCAUUCAAAGCUCUGAUGAACGAAAUUAAUGACCUUGCUGGCCAACAUGAAAUCGUAGCGGAAGAUCUUCAAGCUAAUGUGAUAAAAGAAUUGACUGCGCUAGUGAAAGACUUGAAGGAAGAAAGGAAAAAACAAUUACAAGAGGGUUUAAGACUUUCGCAAACACUGCAGGCUCAAAUAGAAACUCUUCAAAGGGCGAAAAAAUCCUAUGACAAAGCAUUCAAAGAAUCCGAGAAAGCCAUCGAUGGUUUUCAAAAAGCUGACGCCGAUUUCAAUUUGUCAAGAGCAGAAGUUGAAAAACAGAGAUCGAACAUGUCACACAAAACGCAGGUUUGCGAUUCGGCCAAGAACGAAUAUGCUCAACAAUUACAGAGGACGAAUGAAUUGCAAAGACAACAUUUUAGAUCGGGAUUGCCAGAAGUUUUUAGGCAGUUGCAAGACUUAGACGAGAAGAGAAUUAAAAAUAUCAAAAAUUUUAUUCAGUCAUCAGUGGAAAUCGAGCGAAAUGUGUUUCCUAUUAUAAAUAAAUGUUUGGACGGAAUACUCAAAGCUGCCGAUAUAAUAAAUGAAAAGGAGGACACUUUACUUGUGAUAGAAAAAUAUAAGUCUGGCUUUGAACCUCCAGAAGAUUUCCCAUUUGAAGAUCUCUCUAAAGGUGGUAGUGAUUCAGGAAGUGCGAAUAACAUCAAUAAUCUUCAAGUCAGUAGCAAAUUGAAAGACGGUGGUUAUACAGUGAAAGGAACAAUUACCAGUAAAGCAAUGAAGAAAAGAACAGGCCUGUUCAAUAUUUUUGGCAGUAGAGGGAAUGCUACUUUGUCGGAUGGAAAGGAGGAUUUAAGUGAAUUACCACCAAAUCAGAGGCGAAAAAAGUUAACUCUCAAAGUGGAAGAACUGAGGAGUAAAGUGGCUCAAGAGACUGCAGCCAGAGAUGGACUUAUGAAAAUGAAAAUUGUAUAUGAGAAUAACCCUGCUCUCGGAGAUCCGAGGACCAUUGAAAGUCAGUUAAACGAAUGUAGCCAUAGACUAGAAAAACUCCAACAAGAUUUAUCAAGGUAUCAGGGUUACCUUGAAGAUGCCAUAAAAGGAAUACAGUCAGGUCAAAAUAACCCUUCUCUGACGAACUCUCCCAGACUGCUGAAUGGAUCAAGGCAUCAUCGAAAUUCGGGAGGCAGUGCCGCCGAAGAGGAAUCGCUCAGCAGGUCUGCAAGUGACAGUAGUGUUACCAAUCCUACCUUAAACCACAAUAAAAAAUCCGCACCUGGCACGCCACAACUUAAUAACCAUGGUUGUUCCAAUAGCCCUGAAAGUGGUUUGGGCACCUCACACACCUCCCUUCCGGGACCUGAUUCGGAUCCAGAUCAAUUCGAUGGAAAUGGAGCUGAUCCAGAAAGCGAAUAUUACGAAGCCGAAACGUCACUACCCAACCUUGGAACGUGUAAAGCCCUCUAUCCUUUUGAAGCUACUAGUGAGGGAAGUAUACGAAUGGUACAAGAUGAAGAGUUGCAUAUAAUAGAACUUGAUCAGGGAGAUGGAUGGACCAGGGUACGGAGAGUCAUAGGAGCUAGUGAAGAAGGUUUUGUGCCAACAUCAUAUAUUGAAUGUAUGUUGUUUAAUACUUAAUAGAAAGGAGACUUUCAAUAAUUCUAAGAGUUGAUAUUGAAUAUAUUUUUGUAAAUUAUUUAUGCAAUAUUUAAAAAAAAAUCUCUUGAUUUCUUCAUUUUUAUUUUACUGUACAUUAUAUAUUUUUAUAUCUGUAGUGAAAAAAAUCGUUUUAGCAAGUGAUUAUGUUGUAUAUUAUUCUCGUCGAACAAAAAAGUGGCAAAAUGUAUUAUUUAACUUUGACAAAGUUAUAUUUGUGUGCUUUGAAAUAUAUCUGCUUUGAGAUGAUAAUGUUCAGAUAUCUAGGCUUAGCACAAUUUUGUCUGUCGUGAGGAUUUCAAUUGAUUACCAGACAACCUAGAUAUUAUUGUUAUUUUGUAUAUAUUUCCUAGUACUGAUACUCUAAUUAAGCUAAUCUAAUGAAUAAUAUUAAUAUUUGUCAAGUAUUGCAAUGUAAUAUACUGAGAUUAUCCAAUGUUUUUUAGUUUGCUAGAAUACAUGAAUAUUCCAUGUUGAAAUAAUAACUUAUUGUCAACAUGGAUAGAAACUAUUCUUUUUCUCCAUCCAAUACUUAGUGAAUUCACAUUUCCAGUAUUGUUUAUAAUAAUUGAAAGAUUUACAUUUAUAAUCCUAGUUUUAUAAAUGUUAUCACUAAUAUACACUUGCCUUAGCUUUGUGGAAGUUUAUAUUUGCAAUAUAUUCCUAUAAUGGAAUUCUGAAACAAAAUUAGGUUUCCCUUUGAAGGGAAAGAAAUAGACUAAUAAUAUUAUAGCUAAUAACUAAUUUGUUUUUAUUUAUGGUGCUGCAAAUAUGGUAAGAGUGAGAAAAUGACUACAAGUUGUAUGAAUACACAACCAAAUUUAAAAUAAGUACUAUAUGUUUAAUAGACGUGUUGAAAUUCAUGAUAAACACAAUAAAAACAUGUCAGAUAUGCGCCUGAACAUUGUGAUAAAAGAAACUUGUUUUUCAAGCUGUUCAUAUAAAAUCUUACAAGAAAGUAUUUUCGAAAUUGAAAGAAAUACCAAUCAAAACUAGUUUCAAUCAAUUUGUCAAUCAAUUAAUUAAUUGACUUUUUCCAAAGCGUUGACUGUCUAAAGCAAAAUAGAUGAAAUUUAAUUUUUUUCAUGGAUUAUUCAAUUUUAAAGCAAAAUUUAUGAAUACAACAAGUUACCGACUAAUUGGACUAUCUUCAGUGAUUUAUAUUAUGCAGUAACUUUUCAGUUUUCUCUUUAUUAUACUUCAGAAGAUUAUCUAUUGAUAUGGAUUCAUUUUUUAUAUUGUGGAAGGUUAAAAACCUAGAUAAGAAUUGAGAAACAUUGAGUCAUUCACAAAAAAUGUCUUGAAAAGAAUACUUGAAUAGCUUAUUGCAAGAAUUAGAAUGAGUUGAAUUUUCCAAAAUAAUUCUGGUUGUGUAAUUCCAAUAGCUACAUAUUCAAGAAAGUUUUGCUCAGCUUUUAUUAAUGGAUAAAUAUGUGAAGGCUUAGUAGAUUUUUUAGGAACAUUUCAUGAAAAAUGUAAACAUAAAACUAUUAAGCUCACUGAACAUGAACAACUUUCAUGAUCAUAUUUCAUGUUGUUUCAGUUCUUGUGAACAGUUCAUAUUGAUUUGAUUUGAUUUGAAGUUUUUAGUUGAAUAUAGUCAUUGAUGUACUUUAAAUAAUUUGAUUUCUUUAUUAAAAACUUUGUGAUAUGUAACAGAUUUGAAAUAAAUUUACGAGCUGUAGAAUAAAGGGAAAUGAAACUAUUUUUCAAGAUGUUGCACAAUGUGCCAAAAUUCUUGUUUCAUAUGGAAAUCGGGAUUAAAUUGUUUUUCACUUAAGGAAAAUAAAAUAUAAUGAAUAUGCUCAACAUUAAUAACUGAUAUUGAUUAUGAUACUAACUUUUUUUUGGACUUCACCUGUGGCAGUUUUACAAAAAAAAUAGGCUAGGCUUAAGUGAUACUGUAAAAAAUUAUUCAUAUUUCCCCCAUGCAAUUUAUCUCAAAAUGUUUUACAGAAUGUUUGAUUAAAGGUUUUAGUUCCGAAAUUAUCUCAGUGUCUUUCUGCACAUUGUCCUUGACCUUAGAUUACAUACAAAUUGUAUUUCCUCUCACAUAUUAACUUGUAUUGGUCUCUCAUAAGUUUAGCUUACUUUUCCUCUGCAGUGAUUAAACAUAUAGAAUUUCGUUCAAGUGAAAAUUACAGCAUAUAUCGUACUAGUUUUCUAUCUCGAUAAUACUAAUAGAUGACUUACUUGAACCUAAUUUUGCUAUAUUAUAAUUUUGUAUCUUCAAUAAAGCCUUGAAAUAAAUCCACUUUUACAUAUUUAGUUAGGUAUGAACUUCAGAAAUUCUUGAAGUUGGCUUUAUAUGCUUGCUACACUAAAAUGUUUGUUACUGAUUUUACGCUAGUUGUGUAAUAGGAAGUGUUUUAACAUGUCAUCAUAUCAUGAUGCCUUCAUAUAUUGUCCUUGAAAUCUGCACAAAAACGUGUUAUUGAGUGAAAGUAAUUCUGUUAUUUGAAUAUUGUAACACUGUAUAUGACUGAAUCUUGUAAAAUAUAUUGACUAUAAAUGUA